Molecule: messenger RNA, 4844 nt
Organism: Coturnix japonica (Japanese quail)
Lineage: Eukaryota; Metazoa; Chordata; Aves; Galliformes; Phasianidae
Source: RefSeq, a predicted model, not a curated record
GGUCCUUUCCUCCUUGUUACGGUUUGUUGUCUGAAUCUGAUCUGUACACGUGAUUCUGAUCACAAAUUACUCCUUAAAGUGUGUUGGUGUGUCUUCAGCUCAGGGUUAGCAGGCUGUUUGACACGCAUGGACACACAAGAUUAUGAAUAGUGAAGAAAAUGAAGAAUGGAACAUUCAUCAAAGACUGACAACCUCUUAUAAGGUGACUAGUGUGACCUCAUGACGCUUCUGUAAAAGCCAGACUCAGCUAGGAUGUUACACCAUCACUGUCGGAGAAACCCUGAGCUACAGGAAGAAUUGCAGAUUCAGGCUGCGGUUGCUGCUGGCGAUGUUCACACCGUGCGCAAAAUGCUGGAGCAAGGUUAUUCUCCAAAUGGUCGAGAUGCCAAUGGCUGGACACUGCUUCAUUUCUCUGCUGCGAGAGGGAAAGAGAGAUGUGUUCGUGUUUUUCUUGAACAUGGAGCUGAUCCCACAGUUAAGGACUUAAUUGGAGGCUUUACUGCUCUGCAUUACGCAGCCAUGCACGGCCGAGCGAGGAUCGCGCGCUUGAUGUUGGAAUCGGAAUAUAGGAGUGACAUUAUUAAUGCAAAAAGCAACGACGGUUGGACUCCCCUCCAUGUAGCAGCCCACUACGGCAGAGACUCGUUUGUCCGGCUCCUGUUGGAGUUCAAGGCUGAGGUUGAUCCGCUCAGUGAUAAAGGUACAACCCCGCUUCAGCUGGCCAUUAUCCGCGAGAGGUCAAGCUGCGUGAAAAUCCUGCUGGAUCACAAUGCCAACAUCGACAUUCAGAAUGGUUUCCUGUUACGCUACGCUGUGAUCAAAAGCAAUCACUCGUACUGCCGAAUGUUCCUUCAGCGAGGGGCGGACACAAACUUGGGGCGCUUGGAGGACGGACAGACACCCUUACACUUGUCUGCUCUUAGAGAUGAUGUGCUUUGUGCACAAAUGUUGUAUAAUUACGGAGCAGACACUAACACAAGGAACUAUGAAGGACAGACCCCACUGGCUGUUUCAAUAAGUAUUUCUGGAAGUAGCCGACCCUGUCUGGAUUUCUUACAAGAAGUGACAAGACAGCCCAGAAACUUGCAAGAUCUAUGCCGAAUUAAAAUCCGACAGUGUAUAGGCCUUCAAAACCUAAAACUACUUGACGAACUACCCAUUGCCAAGGUUAUGAAAGACUACUUAAAACACAAAUUCGAUGAUAUCUGAUAUCCAUGAAGAGAAGAACUCUGAGCAAGAUUAGUUAUAUUCCAGAUACUGAAGAGGCUUGUUGCCUUGCACAAAGUAUAUCCUAUGCAAAUUCUGAUUUUUCUGUGAAGUCAGAAGGCAGGUAUACACUUCCUUGGGUUUUUUAUACCACAUGCUAGAAGGUCUUAAUUUUUUGGUUUCUUGGUCCAAGUUUACAAGGUCCAAGCUUUCUAUACGAUGUCGCAUUUUAGAAUUUGCUGUUGGGUUUUCAGUUGUUUGUUUUCACAUUCAGUGUGCAGACUUGCAGUGGAGGUGGAAUGUGGCCAAACGACGGAGGGGGUUGCUUUGAAUUGGCGUGCUGAGCAGAGCUUUUAUCAAAGUCUGGAAAUCAAGGUGCCCGUCCUGCAAAAAGAUACCGAUAGACCUCUGGAGCCCUGUGGUCUGUUGGGGCAUUUUGUCUCUACCAGGGUGGAUGUUUUUGCAGGAUAGGGAAGAGUCGAUAAUCAAAAUGUAAUUGGGUACUGUAUGAGGAUAAUUUAUGAAUUUAAAAAGUAAUAAUAUCACUUGAUUCGAUGUGAGGGUCUUUUCAUUUUGCCCUCUUCCUCUUUCCUGUAGUUCAGAUGCUCAUCAAAUUCAGCCCUCUUUGCUGACGUUCCCUGUACAGCGGGUGGCUCUUUUCGUCUCAUCCUAACAGUGAUGGAACACUAUCAAGAGGCGUAGCCUCUGUAUUUUACACAUUAACUUAAGAGUAAAAAAAACAAAACAACAAAACCUAGAAUUUUGAAGCUGAUAUAUUUUUCUCAUACAGUGCCUCCUGUGCAAUAAUCUUUUCUGAUGUAUUUUCCCUUUAUGUGUGAUUUAUUCUUUUUUAUUCCUUUCCCCACUAUUCCUCAUUUAGUCUCAGUGCAUUAUUUGUGAGAAUAGGAACUGCUGCCUCGCUGCAGUGUUAAUAGGACGUUACUGAGAUGAUGGUGGCAGUUGCUGUUCGUUAUUAAUCCCUGAAUUUCAUGAAUGUAUAACCUGCUUUAUUUCACUUUCAGUUGGAUUUUUAUCUGUGGGUUCUCAGCCAAAUUACAACCAUUAAAAAAAAAAAUAGGUAGAAAAGAAAUUGGCCAAACCCUUUAUUUUAAAGGCAGUAAUGAGAUUUGUUGUCAUUAUUGCUCUGAAAUUCAAUUUAUUUUAGAGAGUGGGAAGUGCACAUAAGUUGUGUUCAGCUGCACCUUAUAUGCGCACAAACAAGAAAGCACCCUCUUGGUAUUGCAAGUUUAAAUUCUGCAAACAUCAAGUGAUUUCCUAGUAAUCUAAAAGCAGCAACUGAAAGGAGUACUGAAAUUUGGCUACUGGAUGUGUUCUUCAUGCUAGGUAUUAAAAAGAUCCGCUAAUGAGUUUUGUUUCUGAUCAUAACAAAUGAAGUUCUUGCUAUCAAAGAAAGAUUGGGCCAAAACUUGAAGUUGUUCCACCCUCCUUAUUUUCAAGAGAUUAUGGAAUCAUCACGUGGUUCUUGCCAAUGUCUUCUCCUUUUCUUUUGCCAUCCCACUGACUCCAGAAGAGCCCCUCUAGUGUCAGGAGUGUUUUGUACCCAUUAUACCAAUGGAAACGGGGAGAUGAAAGGAACCGAUGGUGGCUUUUAAUUUUAACACUGUCACUUUCAAAAUAUUUAGUAUUAAAAAUACUAAAAAAAAAAAAAAGGCAGAAGCAGGUUUACUCACAUUGUUUAUCUCUGCUAGUUCAUUUUAAUACCUUGUAACCCUGGGUUGUGGUUUACCUGAAGCACAAACCUUUUCACUAGUAAUGGAUGCAGCAGAGCUAUGGCAGCGAGAAGGCUUCUCCCUCCCUGCAGUGCCCAAUACUGCAUUCAGCUUCCAAACCAUAUGUGAUUUUGGAGAUUCUGGAGCAUUGGUGAUGGGAUGUGGAGCCUCUUGAUCUCCAGCUUGCACCAGUUCCAGUGCAGCCCAUUCAGCAGCAUGUGAGCUCCAGGUUAAUGUGAGCACUCAUGGCUGAGUGUGUGUGAGUGCCUGUAGCUGUGGUGGAAGCAGGAAGGGUCAACCCUUAGGAUCUAAAAGCUCUGCAGAACAGAGACAUGAUGUAAGGAAGAGCUGGUGGGUUUGAAGCAUGAAUCUUCUCUUUUUGUAACGCAAGAUCAGAACCUUAAAACUGCUUCUUGUUUUUUUUUAAAUACUUAGUAUUGUACACUACACUUGUAAGUUGGUCUAAACCAAUAUCUUUUCCCACUGAAUUUUUACAGUAAUAUUUUCUAAGGUAAUCUAGAGUAUAUUUUAGUUGCAAUCUAUUUUAAGGCAAAUUAUUUGUUCUGUCUGUUGCUGUGACUGAAGAAAAUUAUGGAAGACUUGUUGGUAACAAGAAUGCUAUUUAAUGAAGAAAUGUGUAAUUCCAUUAUUUAUUGUUUGAGGUUUGUUUUUUGGUUAUUUAAGUAGCUGACGUCUAAAGGGAACACAUACAUUUCAGGCCAGUAAAAAGCCUUUCUUUUUAAUUCAUUUUCAUCUUCUCCUCUUUCCCUUCCCCAAUGUGGAGGGAAGCCCUCAUCAUUUCCUAUAUGCCAGGCCAUCUCUUGGGGCUGGUUUCUCAGACCUCGAUUCAACAAAGUGCUGCAGCACGUGUAUCUCUGAGCCUGCUGAUAGUCCUGGUUGCUCUCUGAAGUUAUACAUGUGCUCGGUGAAGUAGGGUUACUCACCAGUAAUCCUACCCAAAUUUCAUGUGGAAUCUGGUCUUUUUUAUUAUUUAAAUUAUCGUGCACAAAUACUUUGAAGAAGUAAAUGGACUUUGUUUUUCAUUUGAACUAGAAUGUGGAAAGAGAAGUGCAUAAUACAGAUUUGUUAUGUAGCCUAGAUCCAUUACCGUAAAAUUCACAGUUGAACACUUUUAAUAAACCUUAAAAAAUUGGCAAGUACACCAAAGAAUCAAUAUGAGUAAAAGACUCUGAUCGUUAACAAACUGCAAACCUCAUCCUUUAAAACAAAGUGGAAAGUUUUUGUAAAUAUUUGUUUAUAAAUGUACAGCAGAGUAAGAGUGUUUUUUAGAUUAUUUAAUUACCAUAUUUCUAAACUAUUUACAUUAUAGACAAUACUUGUUAGUUUGAAAAGCUCUUGAGUGUGGGUUGUUUUUUUUGUUUUGUUUUGUUUUUUUCCUCGUGGAUUUGUUUCUGGCUCUUUGGGUUUUGUUUUUUAAAUUCAUUAUCACUCAUGCUUGGAAUAACUUUGGCUUCCUUGGAAUAGCGUGGAAAAUUCUUUUUUUUGGCUCUAGUUGGCUAUAGUAGGAGAACACAUCUGGACAAACUCAUCAGAGAAACACCCUGAGGCAAAAGAGAAUGUGUAGCAUGUUUACUAAGGAAGACCUGGAUAGAUGAAAAAUUUGGGAUCCCAACUUUCUCAGUUCAAUCUGUCCAGAGCCCACGAUGACGCUGUGAUGAGCAACUUGCACCCUGCCCACAAGUCUGGCUUCCAUGCAACUCUGUGUUACCAAUGCCAUGAUGUAUUCUGUUCUUCCUUUGCAAUGUAAGCUUUUGCUUUCGGAUCAACUCAGAUUUAAAAGAAAAAGGAAAAAAAAAAAAAAGUUUGAAACCUUUUUUUUUUUUUUUUCCAUUUAUGUUCUGUUGAUUUCCAAUGUAAUGUUUUAAUAACAUGAUACCACUUUACACA